Tribolium madens (black flour beetle) is the source of this 655-nucleotide messenger RNA. RefSeq names its product elongin-C. Lineage: Eukaryota; Metazoa; Arthropoda; Insecta; Coleoptera; Tenebrionidae. Gene Ontology annotation, molecular function: protein-macromolecule adaptor activity. Gene Ontology annotation, cellular component: elongin complex. The transcript is spliced from 2 exons. The record is from RefSeq and is a predicted model, not a curated record. Gene Ontology annotation, biological process: ubiquitin-dependent protein catabolic process. Bases 174 to 530 code for a protein of 118 amino acids.
UCCCGCCUGCGCAUUAGACCUCCGAAUGCUUGUGAAUUCUGACUUUGCAAAAUCAGUUGUUUUUGUUUGGUGUUCUUUUGUAAAUAUCUGACAAUAAUAGCGUUGUUUUAAACCCUCAAGAGACGAAAUACCUCGAAGAAUAAUUCAAAUACAAGAAUUUUACAGGAAACAAAAUGAGUGAAAUUGGUGAAGAAAAGUCCCAAGAGCGGAUAUAUGGGGGCUGCGAGGGCCCGGAUGCCAUGUAUGUAAAGUUGAUUUCAUCAGAUGGUCAUGAAUUUAUUGUAAAACGCGAGCACGCUUUAACGUCGGGCACUAUCAAGGCAAUGUUGAGUGGCCCUGGCCAAUUCGCAGAAAAUGAAGCCAAUGAAGUUAACUUUAGGGAAAUUCCGUCUCAUGUACUUCAGAAGGUCUGUAUGUACUUCACUUACAAAGUUCGCUACACUAACAGUUCAACUGAGAUUCCUGAGUUCCCAAUUGCUCCAGAAAUAGCGUUGGAAUUGCUGAUGGCAGCGAACUUCCUUGACUGCUAAAUUGUGCGUUAAACCAGUCUAAGAUAUGCAUGAAGGUUUCUCUUUAGUUAACUUAUUUUUAAGUUGUUAAUAAUAAAAUCUCUUUUUGUGAUCUUAGGUGAAUUAAUAAAUAAGACUAAAGUAUA